Messenger RNA from Racocetra fulgida, 1530 nucleotides. NCBI's taxonomy places the organism in Eukaryota, Fungi, Glomeromycota, Glomeromycetes, Diversisporales, Gigasporaceae. The record is from the annotation of a GenBank genome assembly.
AUGAACUUUUUAGGUAAUCCACAUAAUCAAUUAGCCGUAAUCGCAACCUACAGUGCAGAUGAAUUUUCCGCUGCUAGAAAGUCUUCUGCUGAUGCUCAAGAAAAAGGACAAGAGACCCCUCAAAGAGACCAGAAAGAAAAUGGUAGUAGACGACGAUUUUCUCAUCAGCGUCAAGCAUCGUCUGCAGUGCAAUCAGCCAAAAUUCGAACCGGUGAAGCUACACAGGCCUUUUUUUCUGAUUUUAUUCGUUUGCACAGCAUUUUUCCGAAGGCCCCUAUUUCGUAUUCUACAGCCUCUAAAAAAGCCCUUGUAGAAAAAUACGCCAUAUUAUUAACUUUGGAUUCACUUUCCACUUUACUGGAUAUGUGUAACUCUGAGUUGUUAGAUGUUGUGGUUGAAUACUCGGAUCAAAGGCACAAUGCAGUUCAAAUUCUUCCGGCUCCUGUUAAAAGAAGUUUGAUAUCUCUUCGUGUGGGAACAAAAUGGGUUUAUUCUUCCCUUGAACAUCUGUCAUCAAUAACCGCAUUGAUUGAAAAAGAUCCUAAUGUCAAGAAUGAUCAAGGCAUUCCUCUUGAUGUUCCGCUAGCAGAAGAUCUUGAAUUGAACGGAUUUUCAGGUUUAAAAAAUCAUACCUUUAUGAAUGAACAGAUUUUGCUUAAUCAAGGGGAGCCCUUUGAAGAAUUAGACAUGCGCAUCUAUGACAUAUUUGAAGAUGCAUGCAAGAUUUCGGAAUCAGAGGUUGGUGCACCACCUAACAAGGAUGCAUCUCCUGUUAAUUCUUUGAGCCCCGUCCAAAAUCAAGUUGCAGACCAAUCUUAUGUUGAGGACAAGGUCGAAGUUCCUAUUAAUGAUUUAAUCGCGGAUCCUUACGAGACUAAUUUAGCCGAGUCCCAGUCCUUUGCAUCCAGUAGCCCCAAAAAACUAACUAAUGAUUCUUCUGAAGAUGGUGAUUCAGAAGAUGAACAACAAAAUUUUUUAGAGUUUUUAUACCCCGUGACUAGGCCUUCAACUAAUCUAAACGGCAACACUAGUGCAUACUCUCAAACGGCAUUCCCCGCGCAUACCACUAUUUCUGGAGUGCCAAAUUCUUCACAGGAUCCUCUUGUGCCUUCUACAAAACGUUUGUCCGGAGAAUUUAAUUCAAUUACUCCACAUCAACAGGCGACCGCUAUUUCAAGCGCAUCAUUGUUUGCGUUUCCAGGCACUGAUGGUGGUGUUUCUCAAUUUGGUUUAUUUGGCGAUCCCAAUACUAGCCUUCUUGGUUUUUCGGGAACGUCUGGACAUACUUCUGCGAAAUCUAGCUUAUCAGCUAUCAAUCCACCGCCUGGGUUUUCAUCUGAAUCAAGUGCAUUCGAUUUACACAGGCAUAAUCAACAAAAUAAUCAAUCUUUAUUCCAACCAUCUAAUGUUUUUGGGUUCUCUUCUUUCGAUAUGAGCACCCAAUUCCCAUGGAAGCAAAGGGAAUAUGUAAAUGGUUUGUCAGAUGGUAAUUUACAAGUGAAUGGAACGGCUGGAUUAUCCGAUCAUUAG